Molecule: messenger RNA, 1787 nt
Organism: Juglans regia (Persian walnut)
Lineage: Eukaryota; Viridiplantae; Streptophyta; Magnoliopsida; Fagales; Juglandaceae
Product: protein DETOXIFICATION 25-like
Exons: 9
Coding region: 195-1637 (480 amino acids)
Biological process (GO): xenobiotic detoxification by transmembrane export across the plasma membrane
Cellular component (GO): membrane
Molecular function (GO): antiporter activity; xenobiotic transmembrane transporter activity
Source: RefSeq, a predicted model, not a curated record
UGAGUCCCAAGACUCUCUCACACACACCCACACAUUCUCACAUCUGAUCUCUCUCUCGACGUGCUCUCUGCUGUAGUGCCUGAAGUUGGUGGAAGCCAUUAUUGUUAGAUCACAAAGACAUCUGAGCCGGCGAUCCAUUGAUGAUCUAAAGAAAACUGUAAAACCAAGAUUAUAUAUAUAGAUAGACCAACAAGAUGGAUGAGAGAUUGCUUAGAUCAGAAGUACCAAAAGAAACUAGCAAUCUUCCAAAGAGGAUUUGGGUGGAAAGCAGAAAAAUAUGGAAGGUAGCGUUUCCUUCCAUGAUAUCUAGGGUUACUCAAUUUGGAGUGUUUGUGGUGACACAAGCAUUUAUAGGACAUUUUGGUGAAGUGGAUCUUGCGGCUUAUGCACUCGUACAAAUCAUUGCUGUACGAUUUGUAAAUGGAAUAUUGUUGGGCAUGUCAAGUGCCACUGAGACUCUAUGCGGGCAAGCGUUUGGAGCGGGGCAAUACCACAUGCUGGGAAUCUACCUGCAAAGGUCAUGGAUCAUCAAUAUUGCUACUGCAACCAUCUUGGCCCCUGUUUUUAUCUUCUCAACACCCAUCUUUAAGCUACUUGGUGAGGAGGAAGACGUAGCAGAAGUUGCUGGAUAUAUCUCACUUUGGUUUAUUCCAGUUCUCUACUAUUUUCCCUUUACCUUCAGCACUCAAAAGUAUUUACAAGCACAGCUCAAAAACAGCGUUGUCGGAUUUCUUUCUACCGGGGCAUUUGUUCUUCACAUUCUCUUGUCUUGGCUUUUUGUGAUCAAACUCGACUUUGGAAUCCCUGGUGCAAUGGCUUCGAUGGCUAUCGCAUUUUGGUCAGUGGUGAUUGGAAUGUUCGUAUAUGUGUUUGGAGGUUGGUGUCCCAACACAUGGAGAGGUUUCACAGUAGCCGCUUUUCAUGAUUUAUUACCAAUCGUCAAGCUCUCAAUCUCUUCAGGUGUAAUGCUUUGCUUAGAGUUAUGGUACAAUGCUGUUUUAGUAUUACUGGCGGGAUAUGCGAAGAACUCCACGGUUGCAGUAUCCGCCUUUUCCAUUUGCCUCAAUAUAGUGGCUUGGGAAUUUAUGAUCUUCUUUGGCUUCUUAUCAGCUUCAAGUGUCCGGGUUUCAAACGAACUAGGGAGAGGAGAUGCUGAAGCUGCAAAAUUUUCCAUUAAAGUCAUUACUAGUACUUCCAUAUGUCUUGGAGUGCUUGCCUGGAUUUUGUGUUCUGUGUUUGAAAGAAAACUCGCUUAUUUAUUUACAAGUGAUGAGGAAGUUGCAGAAUCUGUGUUAGAUCUAUCUGCCCUGCUUGGUAUAUCUGUGUUUCUCAACAGCAUCCAGCCAGUAUUGUCAGGCGUGGCAGUAGGUUCUGGUCGGCAAGGUCUAGUUGCAUAUAUUAACAUUGGUAGCUAUUUUCUGAUUGGGGUGCCAGUAGGAGUUCUUCUUGCAUUUGUAGCCGAUCUAGAAAUAAAAGGUCUAUGGAUUGGAAUGAUCAUUGGCAUCGUGGUCCAAUGCCUCGUGCUCGGCUACAUUACUUUUAGAACCGAUUGGAAUGAACAGGUCAAGAAAGCAUCGGAACGCCUGAAUAGGUGGUUCUUGAAUUCUCCCGAAGAAUCUAACGCAAAUUCUGCUUAGUAAAUACCGAUUUCUUUUUUCUUAAAGUUCACGUGUUUGAUGGAUACUAACGUAUUAAUUAGUAAUAACCAGACAAGAUUGAACCUACUUGAAGUUGUAUGCUUCUUUGGAAGAGAGAUGGAUUUGAUAAAAAUCUUAAGAUUUCAUCGA